AUGUUAAAAAUAGAGGAAUAAAACUAUUCAAGACAAUUAAUAAAAUAAGAUAAAGAACUCUCAUAAUUUAUAAAAUAUUUAGAAUUACAAAAUGAAGUAACUGAAAAAAACAAAGAGAAAGAAUUAAAAAUGAAACAGAAAGAAUCAAUCAUACUUGGUUAAAGAGAAGAAAAGAAAUAAGAGCAUGAAUUUUAAAGUAAAUUAAAGUAAUUAGAAUUAUCAACAAUCAAAGAAAAAUAUAAUGAAUCAUAAAUGAUGAAAAAUAAAGUAAAUGAUUAAUUAUUAUUUAGAGUCUUGAACAAAGAUUAAAUAAUUAAGAAUAGAUACAUAAUUAAAUUUUAUAAGCAGCUAAAAUAAAUAGAGAAGAAAAAGCUAAUAUAAGAAAUCUUCAUUUAAGAGAUUCUGUAGAUUAAGCAAUUGCAAAGGCUAAUUAAAUUCAAUAAGAUAAAGUAGAUCAUUUUAAUUAUUCAUAAACACGUAAAGAAUAAUAUUUAUCAUAAUUAUAAAAUGAAAAGAGUUUCAAAUAAUAAGAAAAAUCAAUGAAUUUUUAAAUUAAACAAGAACUUAAUGAUUCAAAUUAUUAAAAAGCUUAAGAUAUUUUAAAUGAAAGAAUUUAUAAGACUUUAAAUAAAUUAAAUUAAAAGGAUUCAUUGUCAUAAUAAAUAUAAAUAGAAAAUGAAAGAAAAUUAAAUACUAAAUUAUUUUCUUAAAAAGCAUCUUUAGAAAAGGGAUUAACAAAUGCAGAUUAUGCAAAAGUUAGAUUUGAAUAGAAUUUAAAUAUGAAAAAAUCUAUGACAGAAUAUAAAAUGAAUAAAUUAGAUUAAAUUAUGUAAAGAAUUAAUAAUUUAUUUUUUUAUUAGAAGAGAGAAGUAAUUGAUAUAAUAAUAAGAAAGAGAAACAAGAGCUAUGGUAGAAUAAAAGAAGAACUAAUUAAAAGAAGAAUUUGA
Molecule: messenger RNA, 947 nt
Organism: Paramecium primaurelia
Lineage: Eukaryota; Ciliophora; Oligohymenophorea; Peniculida; Parameciidae
Source: the annotation of a GenBank genome assembly